UCGAAAACAUGGCUAUCAUGUCACCCAUAGAAUGGGAUGCACUAUUGGGAGAGAUGAACGCCAUGUAGCACACAAGGAAGAGGUUCAGGGGUUGACAAAGGCAAGGUUGAUCCUAAAGAAAGAGAACAGGGUAGACGUCGAAAAUAGUGCAACACCACAAGGGCUCGUAGCAAGAUAUAGUGUUUUCCAACCUUCGUUAAAGGUUGAGGUUGGAGUUUGGGGAAGAAUUACGUUACCAAUUCACUCUUCAAGUGGCCAUUAUGGGUGCAGAUCAUGGAGGCCAAUUGAGGAGGAAUCCUUGGAAUUGGUGAAGUGACUAAAAAAGCUAAGCAUGUACUUGGAGCAAGUGAAAAGGGAAGACCCCUUUUGGAGUGACAUGUUUAGAAUCAUAGCCAUGGUUCUAGCUCUCUUGACUUCGAAUCCAUCUCUCAUGGACGUGAGUGCCAAUGAGAUUUAUACUGGAGGUUAUAAGCUAUAUGUGGAUGCCGAAUAUAGAAAAUACAGAUGUUAUAUUCCA
Rubroshorea leprosula is the source of this 517-nucleotide messenger RNA. The record is from the annotation of a GenBank genome assembly. NCBI's taxonomy places the organism in Eukaryota, Viridiplantae, Streptophyta, Magnoliopsida, Malvales, Dipterocarpaceae.